CCACCAUUGUCCUGCCCCGAACUAAAUCUGUCCCUAUAAAUAACCAGACAGACCCCCCUACCCACACUUGCUUUACUGAGCCGCCAACAGCAGUUUGGGAAGGGAACACUGUCUGUAUGAAGAUUGAUCAGUAAUGAAACCAUGGCUUCGGCAUCUCACACUAUUAAGCGACUGCAGAGCAAAUUAAUAGAAAUCUUUGCAAAGGAUGAGAAAGCUGCUUUCAGGGAAUUGGGGUCCCUGUUCCAAUAUGGCCCAGAUGAAUAUAGAAGUAAGGAUGAAUUUAAGAGCCCAGCAGAGCGAGUGGAGAAUCUAAUCCAGUAUGUUCUGCAGAGAGAUGAGUCCGACUGCCAGAGGUUCCUCACUCACCUACACAACUUGCUGCCCAGCUUUCCUGCUCUGUCUGAUAUAGUGGAAGGAGAAAAAAAAAGAACCACACUAAAUAAAAUUAUGGAAUCACAUAAAGAGUCUAAGCUCACCCUGAGGGACAUCCUGGACAUUGGGCAGGAGAAUAUAAAUGAAGUUGCCCCCCAGACUGUACAAGAUCUUCCCUGGGCUCUCCUAAGGAAACUGAUGACGCUGGACAGAACUGCCAGAAUAAUUCAACUUGACGAUUUUUCUGAGAAUGCAGAGAAAGAUACUGAAAACACAGACAAGGAUAUAGCUCAUCAUAUGGAGACAGGGGUAGAUGCAGAUUAUGAUAUAUUUCUGUAUAUUGAUUUUAAUAGCAAAGAGUGUGACUCUAAUUUUAUUAAUCCUUUAGACAUUCUGUGUGUUCUCUUGCAUUGCUCAGAUAUGUUUUUACAGCAGAAUAUCUUAUCAAAAAUGUCCAUGUGUCAGUUUGCUGUCCCACUGCUGCUCCCUGCUGGUGAUGCCCCAGAAUACACUUUUAUGCUCUGGGCUAUGAGAGACAUUGUCAAGAGAUGGAGACCCCACACUCUGGCAGAGAAUAAAGGAUUUAUUGAAGAAAACCUGGUUGAAGUAGAAAUGCCAUUGCUCUCCUUUGUGAGACUAGGACAAAGCAAAUUAUCCAAAUCUAAAAUACUCAAUCAAAUGCUGUGUCCAGCUCAGCAGAACCAGGACUUCUUUAUUCAUGACAAUAUGAAAGGUGGAAAUAUUGAAAGGCAAAUCUCUGAUGGCCUAGUGGAAAUCUCCUGGUAUUUACCUGUUGGAACAGAGAAUUCUGACUCUUUCCAAGAACCUAUUGCUGUUACUAAUUUACGUGGAGACAUAGAGUCUAACUGGACCCAAUUCAGCUUCCUAACCCAGGUCUCAUCAGCAGUGUUUGUAUUUGCUGAGAGUAUUAAUGAGCAAGAGUGUGAGCUAUUAGCCAAGUGUAGUAAAUCAAACACUGAAUUCUAUUUCAUUAUUACUCUAAGUGGGAGAGGUGUCAGUAAAGAGACCGCAGAAUCCAUCAAGAAGCUAAUUCCAGUGCUAAAUAUUAACAAAUCUCAUAUUCUGAUAAAAGAUAAAAAUGCAAAUGAUGCAGGCCUAGUAAAAAGUUUACAAACCAUUAUCAAACAUUUUUCCAAAAGCACUUUUAGGAAAAUAAAGCUAGAAGAUUUAGCAAACACGGCCACAGAACUUGGCAUCAAGGUGGACGAAAGUUCCCAGGAAUGUCAGAAAGCCAAAAAAUAUGCUGAAGAAAUUACUAAAGAGAUACAAGAUGUGGUGCAAUAUAAGAAAGAGACAAUGAAACUACAAGGAGAUCUGUGGAAACAAGUGGCCCAGAUAGAGAAGGAAUUGUGCAGAAUGAGAAAACAAGGGGAUACAAAUCUUGAACUAUAUCGAUCUCAGCUGAGAGAACAAAUUCAGGCAUUACACAGGGAUCAGAACCAACAUGUUCUACCUGAUUCUAUGAGUAAGUUUAUUUGUGCCAUCUCGCAUUUGUCUCAGGCAGAAAAAAAAUAUUUCUUAAAAUGGAUGAAAUUUGCACUUGAUUCAAUGGCUAGAAACAAUCUCUCUGUGUUGAAGGCAGACUAUAAAAGGAAAUGCACCAAUAAAACAAAUAAUCAGAAGGAACUAAAAUGGUUAGACCAGCAGAUAUCUGACAGUUCUUUGGGAGUAGAACACUUUCUGCGUGAGAUGGGACAGUUUUAUGAGGCAGAAUGUUCUAUAAAGGAACAAGGACAAUUGAAACCAGAUCAAAGACAAUUUAGUAAACUCCCAGGAAUAGCUGCUGAUCUCCUCCUUGAUGGGUUCCCAUUGGAACUGAUAGAUGGAGAUGCCUCCAACAUUCCCCUACAGUGGGUAACUGAUGUUCUGACUGAGCUGGAUAACAGAACAGGUAGGAAUUGUAGAAUGAGGGUCAUUACAGUGCUAGGAGUGCAGAGCACAGGGAAAUCCACCCUUCUGAACACCAUGUUUGGGUUACAGUUUUCAGUGGCCAGUGGGCGAUGCACACGGGGAGCCUUUAUGACUCUCAUCAAAGUGAAAGAGAAUCUGAAGGAAAUUCUGGACUGUGAGUUUAUACUUGUGAUUGAUACAGAAGGUUUAAAGGCUCCAGAAUUGGCUUCUCUAGAGGACAGCUAUGAGCAUGACAAUGAGUUGGCAACUCUAGUGGUUGGGCUCAGUGAUAUCACUAUAAUUAAUAUGGCCAUGGAGAAUACAACCGAAAUGAGAGAUACAUUGCAAAUUGUGGUUCAUGCUUUCCUUAGGAUGAAUGAAAUAGGGAAAAAACCCAACUGUCAAUUUGUACAUCAGAAUGUGAGUGAUGUCUCUGCUCAUGAUAAUAACAUGAGGGACAGAGAGAAACUCCUGGAGCAGCUGGAUAAGAUGACCAAAAUAGCAGCCAACAUGGAGAAAAGGAGUGGAAUCACAUGCUUCAGUGAUAUCAUGGACUAUAACAUUGAGAGAGACAGUUGGUACAUUCCAGGGCUUUGGUAUGGUGACCCACCCAUGGCUUCUGUAAAUUCUGGCUACAGUGGAAAUGUAUUUAAAGUGAAAAAAUAUUUGUUCAAAUUCAUGGAGAAAAGGGAAAGUCUUCAACAACCACAGAAUAUUGUUCAGUUUAUUGAAUGGAUAAAAAGCUUGUGGAAAUCUGUGAAACAUGAGAAUUUCAUUUUCAGUUUCAGAAACAGCCUGGUAGCUGAAGCUUACAAUCAAUUAGCAAUUAAAUACUCUCAGUGGGAAUGGAACUUCCGCAAACAGGUUCAUACCUGGCUAAUUAGCACUGAGAACAAGAUCAAGAAUCGGUCAGCAGAUAAACUGCAACCAGAAAUCAGAUGCACAGAUGUGAAAGAUGAUUUAAUGUCUUUACUUUGCAAAGAGGAGAAAAAUAUGUUAUUUUUAUUAAAAGAAUAUUUUGAGAGUAAAACUGAUAAUGUUCAUCUGAUUGAAAAGUAUAAAGUAGAUUUCUCCAGAGGGGUAAAAUUUCUCCGAAAUGAACUGGAAAGCUCUGUAACAGCCAAGAUUGAUGAGACUAUUAGGAUCCAAAAAGGGAAAAAUCAAAUAAAGAAUAUAGAGAACCAUUAUCAAAAAACAAUGGAGAAGAAAGUCACUGAUCUCUUAAAACAGGUCAGAGAAAGAAAAAGUCAUCUAAGGAGUGGUGAUAUAGUAAAUGUAUUUGAGAAUAUGUGGAAAAGUACUAUUGCUGAGCUACCAAAGAAUCUUUUACAAAAACGCCAGGUCAAUCAGGAAAUGUUACUGGACCUCAAAAAGGACUUGUCCAACAAAGGGAGCUCUAUAAAUGAGAAAUUUCUCAGUGUAAAACAUUUGGAUGAUUUUGGAAGAGUUGAAUUUCAGAUUAAUAAACAGCACGUUGACAUAAAGUGGUUUUCAGCAAAAGGUUUGAAAGAAUUCUGGACCAAUGAAUGCCAUGAUAAAACAGCCUGUCUUGCUUCCUCUUUAAUAAGAAGAUGUUCAGAUUAUGUAACAGAGAAGUUUAAUACAGGAGGAGACUAUGAUGGGACUUAUUGCCAAGAAUUGCUCAACAUAAUCAAUGUAAGACUCAGGGUGGAAGAUGUAAAUAACCUGCACACCACCCAUCAAUUUGAAUUGGAUUUAAAACUCCAUAUCUUUGGGAAUGCAGCUUCUAUGUUUCAAAAGUUGCAUGAGCGAUUUAUCCAAGAAAAUGAUCCUGUGAUCUGCCUGGAAAAACUAAAAUCUCAUUAUUGGGAAACAUUUUACAAUAUAUAUGAGGAAAAGGAUGAAACACAAAGUAGAGCCAAACAGUUCUGUGAGCUGUGCCUGAAGCCGGCAAUAACCAACCAGAUUUAUGAGCAUCUGGGGAAGGAUAUUGUAGAUGAUAUUAUGUUCAGUCAAGGUUCCAAAGAAUUGAGCAGCCGCAGUUUCUUUCAGUCACAUGUUCUUGAAAAACUUCUCAAAGAUCAGAACUUUUCUCAGUAUGUCACCUACAUAAAUUCUUAUGAGUUGUUUGUGAAACAAUGGCUGAAACAAUACAUAUUAAAGACAUAUGAAAAAGGUCUAGAAAAAUUGUCCACAAAAUUACUUUCUGAUAUCUGUAAAAAUAUUAGAAUGGUUCUUCAAAGCUUACAAGACAUUCCCACUGUCUCAGAAUUUUUGAAAGCCUUUUGUGAGAUGUUAAAAAGCGAUUUAGUAAUUUCUCAGAGUAAACUGCAGUUGAUCAGUUUCCAGAACAAAGCAGAUAUUAGGCAGUUCUCAAAGGACAUUGAUUUCUUUCUCACAGAAACAGAGAAACAGGUCACAUCAGGGAUUAAAUAUUCCAGCACAGAAUCUGUAAUUGCCAAGCUCACAGUAAAACCAGAGGAUGAGCUGUUUAAGAGAGUGUUUGGCUGUGGGAAGCAGUGUCCCUUCUGCAAGGUCCCCUGUGAGGCUGGAGCUGCUGACCAUAAGGAGCACUUUGCAUCUGUCCAUCGACCUCAAGGUUUAGGAAGAUACCGUUGUGAAGACAAUAACAAAUUGAUGACCGAAAUAUGUUCAACUUAUGUUAUCAGUGACUGGAGAUUUAGAAACUCAGACACUGAAGGAAAAUGGCACCCAUAUAAAGAAUACAGCACAUUCUACCCAGACUGGGCCAUUCAGCCUGAUUACAGCAUCAAAGCCUCAGAUUAUUGGAAAUACAUUUUUGGGAAGUUUAAUAACGAGUUUGCAAAGGAAUAUGAUGCACUGCCUGCUGAUCUGCCUGGUCAAUGGUACAAGAUUAAGGAAACAGAAGCUUUUAAGAGUUUAAAGGAAAUAUAUAAAAGUUAAAAAAAAAAAUAUGCCUUGGGUCCCCAGAAGCUAAAGAACAACAACUCAACAAAUGUAUAAUUAGAAUUGUAUGCAGUAAUUUUUAGUCUAGAAUCAUCGGAGGGCCAUGGUUAAUGUUUAGGCUUUAUAGCAGCUAUUGAUUCUGUUUUUUUUUUAUUGUGAGCUUUCAUUUAAAAAAUGCUAAGUUUGUCUCCUCAGGAGAACAUCAGAAGAAAAAUGGAUCUCUUCUGAUCUUGUGGUUCAUAAGAGAAGUUAUAUGAGGUUCCUAACUUUUGGCUUCUUUUCUAAGCAUCCUUUUUUUUUCUAAAAGUUGUGUUUUUCUUUUCUUGUGUUAUGGUUAAAAGCACUGACCAGCGGGUGAUAUUUUUGUUCUAAUUUCAUUAUAAUAACUGUAUACAUGUUUGCCAAUAUCUUGGAAUCUACAAAAUAUAAUGUGUGAAUUGCAAAAGAGCUUGUAAAUUUUCAAUAUAAAAUAUUGUAUUUCUAUUUCUUUCAGGCGUUUAGUCAUUUACUGUUAAGUUACUAGGGGGGCACAGUGGGAACAUUUUAAUGGAGGGUUUCUAUCCCUUUAACAUGUGAUUAAAAUGCAGUUACAGACAAUUACUUUGGUGAGCUGGGGGAUUUGCACAAGACUAUAGUAACGGACAACAGAUAUACCACCUCUACAAGUAAAAUAUAAGAUACAUCCAUAUCACCAUAGUGAUUUUGUGGGUACAGCAGGGACAGUGUCGUUUCUGCCCCUCACUGGAGCACAGGCAGUGAUGCCACCUUAUCUACAUUGGGACUGCACCAAAUUCAAACUUAAAAUGCCCUGUAAUACCAAUUACAAUGCCACCUUGUCCAUGGACUGUACUCCUUCCUUUGAAUAAUGUUAUUGACUUUGGCCUGUUUGUACCCUGCCUUGAUUUCUGUCUGACCUGAACCUUUGCCUGGACAUGAACUUUUAUUUGUUUAACCCUUCUUCUUUGCUUAGUUUUGGUAACCUUGCCUGUGCCAUUGCCUGACAAGUAGCCUGUUGUGACCCCUAAAAUAAAGAUGGGCAAAGUGAUUCAACUUGGGAAUGCAGUGACAAAAUGUCUUUAACUUGUACUUUUGCAGCUUUUAUUAAAGCCUGUACUAAGUACUGUAGGUGUAUAAAUGUAAUGUUUACUCUAAGAUAAUUAAGCAGAAUAUUGUAUAUUUACACCCUGUGCAUGAAUAAUAAUCUGGAAUCUUCAGACCAUCAGCAACCUGAUGAAUUUGGAGUUUCCUAAUCAUUGUCAAUUACCAGUGAAACAUGGUCAAACCAUUGCGGUUUCCUAAUCAUUAGUCAUGGUCAACCCAUUGAGGGUUUCUAAUCAUUAUACCAAGUGCCAGUGUAAUCUGAUGACAUUGGGGGCCUCCUACUCAUUAUUCCAAUGCCAGACUAACCUGAUUACAUCACAGUUUCCUACUCAUUAUGCCAAGUGCCCGAGUAACCUGGUCAAACUAUUGGGUGUUUCCUAAUCAUUAUGCAAAGUGUCAAUGUAAAUUGGUGACAUUUGGGUUUUGUAACUAUUUGGCUGUAAGCCUGAAUCUUGAUAACUGCUAAAUGCCACAUAGUUUGCAAUUCAAUACACAUCUAAUAAUAAAUCGGUUGAA
Xenopus laevis (African clawed frog) is the source of this 6789-nucleotide messenger RNA. RefSeq names its product up-regulator of cell proliferation. NCBI's taxonomy places the organism in Eukaryota, Metazoa, Chordata, Amphibia, Anura, Pipidae. The transcript is spliced from 3 exons. The record is from RefSeq and is a predicted model, not a curated record. Bases 142 to 5169 code for a protein of 1675 amino acids.